AUGUCCCUCCAAACUCCCCUUACCGACCUUUUCAAGAUCAAGUGAGUUGUUGUUCUUUCUACGAGUGCAGACGCUUUGCUGCACGCCGUCGCCGGGGAAGCCGUGGACACCGCGAUCGUUCUUCCCGCCGGGCCGUACAAAUGCCGGUGGGGGCGUCUCCCCCGCGUCUCAAAGGAGGUCGAAGAGGCCAACGCUCGGCCUUCAAGAUCGAAGCCGUGUGGUCUUGAAUUGGUCAACCGUACUAACUAUGGCUGUCUUCGUGUUCAUAGGCACCCCAUCAUGCUUGCUGGAAUGUGAGUAACAUCAAAACGAACUUGUGAACCUCAGGGAUCUUGAUCGCGGUCACGCUCGGCCCCCGGAACUGAGCUGCUUUCACCACCAAGAACGGCCACACUGAUGAGGCGCAUGCGCUCGCUUUGAUGAUGAUGAACACAGGAACGUCGCUGCCGGUCCUGAACUCGCUGCUGCAGUGACCAACGCCGGUGGAAUCGGGUAAGUAGUCCUCACACCCGACGUCCCUCCGACGACCAUCCCUAACCCCUGGAACCUCUUCCUCCCCACCCCACUCCACCCAAUCCCGCUCGCUUUCGAACGUCCAGUGUCAUCGGUGGUGUCGGUUACACGCCCAAGUUCUUGCGUGAUCAGAUCCACGAGUUGAAGGAGUACCUCAACGACAAGAACGCGCCGUUCGGUAUCGAUCUCUUGUUGCCUCAAGUAAGUUCAACCGAAGCCGAAGUCGCGCUCAGGAGCUGCGUAAAGUCUCACUGCUGACUUUUUGAAACUCGCUCUUUUGUGUCUCAGGUCGGUGGUAGUGCCCGCAAGACCAACAAGGAUUACACCGGUGGCAAGUUGCACGAGUUGGUCGACAUCAUCAUCGAGGAGAAGGCCGCCCUCUUCGUCUGCGCCGUCGGUGUACCUCCCAAGGACGUCGUCGACAAGUUGCACAAGGCUGGUAUCGUGUGCGCCAACAUGGUAAGCUUAUUAUUCAUAGGGUGUAGGGAGGUUGUGACGCGCGCUGAUUUUGGAGAGUUUUUAUCGCGGAACUCAGGUCGGAGCCCCUAAGCAUUGCCUCAAGGCGCUCGAGACCGGCGCCGACGUCAUCAUCGCCCAGGGUGGUGAGGGUGGUGGACACACCGGCGAUGUCCCGACCUCGAUCCUCAUCGCAAGUCCAGAAAGAAGCUCUGCCUAACUCGGCUCGAGAACGGUCAAUAAAUCUAACCCCUCCCUUGCUCCAGCCCGCCUGCGUCGACAUCGUCAAGGGGCGCAAGUCACCUCUGACGGGCAAGCAAGUGCCCGUCGUCGCCGCCGGUGGUAUCUACAACGGUCGCUCGCUCGCCGCCGCGCUUUCCUUCGGCGCUGUCGGUGUUUGGGUUGGGACUCGCUUCGUUUGCGCUGAGGAGGUACGCGUUCCGGGAGCUUCGACUCCGUCCUUCGGGCGUUGUGAACCGCGAUCCUGACCAACGUCCGUUGUUUCUCUCCCCCCCCCACCCUUCCCUUGGUACAGGCCGGUGCCUCGAAAGCCCACCAAGAAGCGGUCCUCACCGCCGACCACAACGACACGAUCCGUUCGCUGAUCUACACCGGUCGCCCCUUGCGCAUUCGUAAGACCCCGUUCGUCAUGAAAUGGGAAACGGAGAAGGCCGAAGAGCAAAAGAAACUUCUCGCCGCGGGCAAGAUCCCCGUCGGAAUGGAGGACGUCGAGAACAGGCCUCAUUUGAUGGGUGCUGUCGCCGCCGUGAUCAAGGACGUUAGACCGGCGAAGAGUAUUAUGGAGGAGAUGAUCAAGGAGGCCGUUGAGACGAUUCAGAAGAACCAGGGUUACUUGAUCAAGUCCAAGCUUUGA
Microbotryum saponariae is the source of this 1843-nucleotide messenger RNA. NCBI's taxonomy places the organism in Eukaryota, Fungi, Basidiomycota, Microbotryomycetes, Microbotryales, Microbotryaceae. The record is from the annotation of a GenBank genome assembly.